Messenger RNA from Cladophialophora psammophila CBS 110553, 1668 nucleotides. Its product is annotated as phosphoglucomutase. The coding region runs from base 1 to 1668 and encodes 555 amino acids. The transcript is spliced from 3 exons. Gene Ontology annotation, cellular component: cytosol. Gene Ontology annotation, molecular function: magnesium ion binding; phosphoglucomutase activity. Gene Ontology annotation, biological process: carbohydrate metabolic process. The record is from RefSeq and is a predicted model, not a curated record. Lineage: Eukaryota; Fungi; Ascomycota; Eurotiomycetes; Chaetothyriales; Herpotrichiellaceae.
AUGGUAAACGUGCAAGAAGUCCAAUUCAAACCCUUCGCGGACCAGAAGCCUGGUACAUCAGGACUUCGCAAGAAGGUCGCCGUCUUCCAACAGCCUCACUACAGCGAGUCCUUCAUCACCUCGAUCCUCCUGUCCAUUCCCGAAGGUGCAGCUGAUGCGUUCCUCGUCAUUGGUGGUGAUGGACGAUACUGGAAUCCUGAAGUGGUCCAGCUGAUUGCGAAGAUUGGUGCUGCAUACGGUGUAAAGAAGCUUCUCAUCGGCCAGAAUGGCAUCCUGAGCACUCCAGCUGCCAGUCACGUCAUUCGCAUCAGAAAGGCCACGGGUGGUAUUCUUCUCACUGCCAGUCACAACCCUGGUGGCCCCAAAGCAGACUUCGGCAUGAAGUACAACCUCUCCAAUGGUGCCCCUGCCCCGGAAUCCGUCACAAACAAAAUCUUUGAAAAGUCAAAGUCCCUUACCUCAUACAAAAUUGCAGACAUUCCCGAAGUGGACCUGACUACAAUCGGCACCAAGAAAUAUGGGGAUCUGGAAGUCGAGAUCAUCGACUCGGUAGCGGACUAUAUGGCUAUGUUGAAGGACAUCUUCGACUUCGACCUCAUCCGGUCCUUCUUCAAGUCUCAGCCCGACUUCAAAGUUCUCUUCGAUGGUCUCUCCGGCGUCACUGGUCCCUAUGGCGUCGCCAUAUUUCAAGAAGAGCUCGGCUUGGGGCCUGAGAGCACUCAGAACUGCCAGCCGAGCCCCGACUUCAACGGCGGUCACCCAGACCCGAACCUGACGUACGCCCAUUCUUUGGUCGAAAGGGUUGACAAGGAGGGUAUCCACUUUGGUGCCGCUUCGGAUGGCGACGGUGACAGGAACAUGAUUUAUGGCAAGAAUGCCUUUGUCUCGCCUGGAGAUUCCCUGGCUAUCAUUGCCCACUACGCUCAGAAGUACAUUCCUUACUUCAAGAAGCAGGGUGUCUACGGCCUAGCAAGGUCUUUCCCCACCUCGGCAGCACUCGAUCUUGUGGCCAAGAAGCAGAACUUGAGCCUCUAUGUCGUGCCCACUGGAUGGAAGUUCUUCUGCGCGCUCUUCGAUACUAACAAGAUGUCGAUCUGCGGUGAGGAGUCGUUUGGCACUGGCUCGAAUCACAUCCGAGAAAAGGACGGCUUAUGGGCCAUCACCGCUUGGCUCAACAUCAUUGCGGGUGUGGGGAAUGAAACCGGCAAGUUCCCGUCUAUUGCUGAGAUUCAAAAGGAAUUCUGGCACGAGUAUGGCCGCGUAUAUUUCACACGAUACGACUACGAGAAUGUGAGCAGCGAAGGGGCGAAUAACAUGGUCAAGUAUCUCAAAGAAAAGAUUGCAAAGUCCGACACUGUCGGUUCAGAGCUUCAAGGCCGCAAGAUUGUAGAAGCGGACGAUUUCUCAUACACCGAUCUCGACGGCUCGGUGUCAAAGAAUCAAGGGAUCUAUUUUAAAUUCGACGACGGCACAAGAGUUGUUGUUCGAUUAUCGGGUACGGGCAGCAGCGGUGCCACCAUCCGUCUCUAUGUCGAGAAACUCGAGGAGGACAAGAGCAAGCUUGGCGAAGACACGCAGGCCUAUCUCAAGGGAUCGGUCGGCCUUGCCAUGGAACUCUUGCAGCUCCAGAAAUUCAUUGGCAGAACCGAGCCAGAUGUCAAGACUUAG